Aspergillus melleus is the source of this 801-nucleotide messenger RNA. Its product is annotated as putative GPI anchored protein. The record is from RefSeq and is a predicted model, not a curated record. The transcript has 3 exons. The coding region runs from base 1 to 801 and encodes 266 amino acids. NCBI's taxonomy places the organism in Eukaryota, Fungi, Ascomycota, Eurotiomycetes, Eurotiales, Aspergillaceae.
AUGUUGUUCAAUACAGCCCUAUCACUGCUGGUGGCCAGUGUCACCAUCCACCAAUGCGCCGCGAACGAGGAAGCUGGGGCCAACGAACUGCCAAUACUCCUAAAGCAGGAGUUCUCCACUGUUGAGUACGGCGCCCUCGAGAAGAGAGACACAUGUCCUGGGGGUGGGCGAUGCAUCAUAGGGACAUGUUGUGGUGACGGAUGUGCGCAAAAUUGUUGCGGACAUGAUGAAGGCGGUGUUGGUUGUGGUAUUGCUCAGCGAUGCCAAUUUGAUGGCAACGUAUUCAUCGGAUGCUGUGCCAACCUUAUCGGAGGAUGUACUGGAACCCCCACCAUGGUUACGAUCCACACACCUUACAGGACUGUGACGCUUCGAAGUGGCGAUGACGAUUCAACUACCUACGCCCCGGCCAUCCCCACGACGGACGUGUCGAGCGUGUCUGGGGUAUCUACGCAUGUAGAUUCUGGUUUGAGGACGGCGACUGUCGCUUCAACUAGGACCACAUCGACAUCAACCUCUUCAAAUGAGGAAAUUUUCACCACCACUGCGGUUGAGUCCUCGACGGCUACAUCUAGCGAGAUUAAUCUGUCGACCUCCGAGACCACUUCAAGCGAUGCCAGCACGAUCUCAAAUGACUUAGGUUCGGAGGCAAGCUCAGCUGCCGGGCCAGAAGCAACUGCAAGCGACAGCGUCUCCGAUGAUGAAACCACCCCCUCAAGCGGAGGAGUUAGUAAAACUUUCAGCGGAAUGGGAAUGGGAACGUUGUUAGCAUUUGGGGCAUGGUUCCUAGGGACCGCGUAG